AUGUCGGUCAUGUGAUACACACGUAUCCUACACGAGAGAUUCACAUGGGACCUGUAGAGACAAACAAACAUAUCCAUCUCGUAACUGUAACAUUCGGAACGUUUAUCCUUCGUUGUCUACCUCGACGACAUUCGGAACGUCUCAUUCCUUCGUUGUCUAGCUCGACAACAUUCGGAACGUCUCGAUUGAAUACUUUUCGUCUAUAGAAAUACCGGGCCUCAACCAUGGUAGAUUGAUGUGAGGGGUUUAUCAGUCGACCCGCUAUACGAUAAUGGAAACAUAGAUAGGGCAUUGCUAGGGUCAGAAUAUAGAUUGUAAAUACUUUCAUAGGUAAGGAUGAUAUACCCGUAAUCUGCCGAUACUCGGGUGCGCCUCGUCUCGGUUAAUACGGAGUACAGAUUGGUACUAUAAACAACCUAUACCGAUCAAGAAAUAUGGAGUUACAUAUAAGAACAACAGUUGCUUAUUUGGCACUGUUGACACUGUAUAGGGGGACUACUGCUUCGAGCAGCCCAGCCUCCAUGACUAACCUGGUUACAAGUACACCAAGCAGCCCAGCCUCCGUGACAAACCCUGUGGGCGGUAUACCAAGCAGCCCAGCCUCUGUGACAAACCCGGUGACCAGAACACCAAGCAGCCCAGCCUCCGUGACAAACCCGGUGGGCGGUAUACCAAGCAGCCCAGCCUCCGUGACAAACCCGGUGCCCAGUACACCAAGCAGCCCAGCCUCCGUGACAAACCCGGUGACCAGUACACCAAGCAGCCCAGCCUCCGUGACAUCGACAGCAGUAGGUCCGAACUUUUUUGAAAAUUUACAAAAUUUUCUACUUAAUUCUAAGUUCACCGACAGCAUUCAGAAACAGCUCGGAAACUUCAUAAAAUCUAACAAUGUGUCGCUACCCAUCUCGGUCAUGACUCCCCAAAAUCUACAAAAACUCCUCCAGUUCCUCAGACCUGGUUCCAACAGCGGUAACCUCCAAGGUAUUUCUCAGUACGUGGGGAUGCUCGGGAACAUCUCAAACACAAUACAGAAUGUCACUGGACAAUUGGAACAACAAAUUUCACCUCAGUGUUUCAGCCACUUACAACAUCUAGUGUCGGAACUCACUCAAAGGGAACAAUGGGCGAUGAAAAUGAUAGAUGCGACAGGUAAAAUUCCGUCAGGAUUUAUGCAAGGAAACCUGGCGUGGGCAGGUUCCUUUGACGAGUGCCUGGGUGUGCGUACCGAGACGUUCGAUGGGCAAUUCUGUACAGCGACACUUCCCCUCUCAGCAGUAUUGGGAUCCUUGUUCCCUUCACCGUUAGGUAUAAACGUACGUAUGGGCGUGUGUAUACCGGACAGCUGUACCGAAAACGAAACGAGAGUCGCAUUAAAUGCCCUUUUGGGUAUGGUGCCUCUUGGAAAGAUCAAACUCCAAACUUCCAGUGUGAAAUGUUCCGAGCCUCCUGAGUACGACAGUCUGGCCAUCGGAGGGUUUACAGUGUGUGGUGUGUUUCUUGCCCUGAUGGUGUUGUCGACCUUGUUCGAUGUUAUGUACUCUCAGCAUCAGAAAAAGUCUAAUGAGACGGCGCCGUACGAGAAAGAUGUUUCUGUAGAGAGUAAAUACCGUGUCAACGGGGACAUAGAAAAACCUUCAAAACCCAAACAACCAGGCGUGUUAGCGAAACUUGCCAUGGCAUUCUCUGUGUACACUAAUGGCCGGAAGUUGAUGAGCACAGGACAGCCAGGUGGCGCUCUUGGCGCCGUCAAUGGGAUUCGAUUCCUCAGUAUUUCCUGGGUGAUUCUAGGACAUGUGUAUUCCUCUGCCCUGGCUAACCUUCAAAACCCUAGUUUUAUGUCGGAAUUCAUGAGUAACUGGACAUCAAUGGCUUUGGUCAAUGCCCUGCUCUCAGUGGACACUUUCUUCACGCUCAGCGGACUACUAGUAUCCUAUUUGUUCAUGAAGGAAAUGAAAAAAGAAAAAGGACGUAUCAACUGGUUCAUGUUCUAUUUCCACCGUUUCUGGAGGCUUACACCAGUGUAUAUGUUGGUGUUAUUUCUUGACGUUUCUCUGUUUCGCUACCUUGGUGACGGACCUUUCUGGAGUAAAACCGGUGUUGAACAAAAUUUCUGCAAAGAUACCUGGUGGACAAAUCUCCUUUAUAUCAACAAUGUCUACAAAAAGAAGGAGAUGUGUAUGGGUUGGUCGUGGUACCUGGCCAAUGAUAUGCAGUUUUAUGUGGUGAGCCCUCUCCUUCUGGUGCCCCUUUACUUCUCCAAAAAUAUCGGAUUAUUUGUCAAUUUUUUGGCCUUAUUGGGGAUCACCAUAGCAACGGGAGUGGUAUCCACACAUUACGAGCUGAAUGCAUCCAUGUUAAGCGUCAAUCCUGCAAAAAUGGUAGAAGGCCAAACUCAUUACUUUUACGACUAUUACAUCAUUCCCUGGUGCCGCAUGGGGCCGUAUAUUGUCGGCAUAGUAACCGGCUCUAUUCUGUACCGGACCAACUGCAAUUACAAGAUACCAAAGGUGAUCAACCUCGUGGCCUGGGUAUUUAUAGCUGUCAUGGCGUGUCUUGUUUUGUACGGGAUCAACGACCCCGUCAACGGACAGGAGUGGAGUAACGGCGUGAACGCUCUCUACAACGCCGUCCACCGCUCUGUAUGGGGCAUGUGUGUCUCCUGGGUCAUCUUCGCCUGUGUUACAGGCAACGGGGGUAUCGUAAAUGAUUUGCUGUCCUGGAAGCUGUUCGUCCCCCUCGGUAGACUGAGCUAUUGUAUCUACUUGACACACCUCCUGGUCAUAAUGCGUUAUCUGUCUUCCUUGCGGCUUCCGAUUUAUGCCACGAAUCUCGAAUUUAUUUUCAUGUUCCUUGGAACAUUAGUGAUGUCGGUUCUUGUGUCCAUUGUGGCCUCCCUGGCCUUUGAGGCCCCAAUGAUGGCCAUAGAGAAGGCGAUCUUCCGACGGGGCAAGAAAUGAAACGUGAACAAAUAUGUCCGGAGAGGAAAACCGGAAGUGAAAGAAUUUACAAGACACGUAAUCACAUAGAAGUACAAAUGGACAAACCUCUGUUUUACAAGACACGUAAUCACAUAGAAGUACAAAUGGACAAACCUGUGUUUUACAAGACACGUAA
Molecule: messenger RNA, 3114 nt
Organism: Mizuhopecten yessoensis (Yesso scallop)
Lineage: Eukaryota; Metazoa; Mollusca; Bivalvia; Pectinida; Pectinidae
Product: nose resistant to fluoxetine protein 6-like
Exons: 15
Coding region: 435-2957 (840 amino acids)
Molecular function (GO): acyltransferase activity, transferring groups other than amino-acyl groups
Source: RefSeq, a predicted model, not a curated record